This is a messenger RNA of Miscanthus lutarioriparius, 1206 nucleotides long. The record is from the annotation of a GenBank genome assembly. Lineage: Eukaryota; Viridiplantae; Streptophyta; Magnoliopsida; Poales; Poaceae.
AUGGCGGUCACCGCGCGGCUCGGCGCCGUCGUGGCGUGCGUCGUCUUGGCGGCCGUGGCGGUGGCGCCGCGGCCGGCGGCGGGGAUCCUCGACCCGGUCGACUUCCUGGCGCUGCAGGCGGUGCGGCGGUCGCUGGACGACAUGCCCGGCUCCGAGUUCUUCGACGGGUGGGACUUCACCGCCGAUCCGUGCGGGUUCCCAGGCGUGUUCUGCGACGGGGACCGGGUGGCGGCGCUCGCGCUCGGCGACCCCCGGGCGGGGUCUCCGGGCCUGACGGGGAGGCUGGACCCAGCGCUGGGCCGGCUGUCUGCGCUCACCGAGCUGUCGCUGGUGCCCGGGCGCGUCGAGGGGGAGCUCCCGGCGUCGCUCUCGUCGUGCUCGAAUCUCCGGUUCCUGGCGGUGAGCAAGAACCUCCUCUCCGGCCAGAUACCGGAUGGCUUCGGCGCGCUGUCCAACCUCCGGACGCUCGACGUCAGCUUCAAUCAGAUCUCCGGCACCAUCCCGCCGUCCAUCGCCGCGCUGCCGUCGAUCACCAACCUCAUCCUCUGCCACAACCAGCUUACCGGCGGCGUCCCGUCGUUCCCGGACUCGUCCCCGCUCCUCCGGCUGGACCUCAAGCACAAUGCACUCUCCGGCGGCGUGCCCACCCUGCCGGCCUGGCUGCAGUACCUGUCGCUGUCCGCGAACAAGCUCACCGGCACGGUCGAUCAGGUGCUGCCCCGGCUGACCCGGCUCAACUUCCUCGACCUCAGCAUGAACCAGCUGGAGGGCCCGAUCCCGGCGUCGGUGUUCUCGCUGCCACUGUCCGUGCUGCAGCUGCAGCGCAACUUCUUCGCGGGGCUCGUGCAGCCGUCCAACGACGUGAUGAUCCCGAUGGUGGACCUGAGCUACAACCGGUUUUGGGGCCAGCUCUCGCCGCUGCUGGCGGGCGUCGGGCAGCUGUACCUGAACAACAACCGGUUCACCGGCGAGGUCCCCGCGCGGCUGGUGCAGGAGCUGGUGGGCUCCGGCGGCCUGCAGGUGCUGUACCUGCAGCACAACUUCCUGACGGGAAUCGAGAUAUCGCUGUCGUCGUCGCUCCCCUCCACCGUCUCGCUCUGCCUGAUGUACAACUGCAUGGUGCCGCCGGUGUACGCGCCAUGCCCGAUCAAGGCAGGGUCGCAGAACACGAGGCCGGCCGACCAGUGCCCGGAGUGGAGGGGCUGA